AUGUCUAAUUGGGCGAUGGCCAAUCUGAGUCAUGUCUAUCCAUUGGUGUCACUGGCAUUAAAUGUGGGCACAAUCGCGAAAUUGUUGUAUUUACGAUGGUUUUCAAUGGAUCCGAAACCAAAUGACGGUGAUACGGCUCAAAGGCAAUACAAAAAUCAAAGAGGACAAGCGAUAGAGUUCAGCUUGUUGAUGAUCUGUCUGGUCAGCCUUUUAGGACAGUUCGGCCUCAUGAUUUAUGCGGAUAACAAGACAGCGAUUCUUGCGAAUAUGGCGACGGCCACAUUGAUCGCAAGUGGGGGAUACAAAUGGACGUACUGUAGUACAAUAAUUGUUUGCACAGCCAGUUGG
Mesorhabditis belari is the source of this 348-nucleotide messenger RNA. NCBI's taxonomy places the organism in Eukaryota, Metazoa, Nematoda, Chromadorea, Rhabditida, Rhabditidae. The record is from the annotation of a GenBank genome assembly.